Molecule: messenger RNA, 1247 nt
Organism: Nothoprocta perdicaria
Lineage: Eukaryota; Metazoa; Chordata; Aves; Tinamiformes; Tinamidae
Gene: CUNH17orf58
Product: chromosome unknown C17orf58 homolog
Exons: 4
Coding region: 48-617 (189 amino acids)
Molecular function (GO): protein binding
Source: RefSeq, a predicted model, not a curated record
CCAAGACAGACGACCCUGCCACGCUGCAUCGCUUCAACCGCCCCGGCAUGAUAAGCCCCUAUAAGUCCAUCGAUGCCUUCAAGGUGGCCAAGCCCUCCUGGGUCACCAACCGCCAGUCACCCCACGUGCUGCAUCACUUCAGUGGGCUGAGGAAAGACGCCCGCAAGGAGGAGGCCUGUGCGAGCACGUGCAGCCAGGACCAGGAUGAAGUGGACGCCUAUUGCGCGAGCGAGUUUGCAGUGAAUGGAAUUGUUUAUAACAUGGAAAGCUUGGGGCAAGGAGUCCACUUGAUUACUCUUCUGGUAAACAGUGAUGGAUUAUACAAGAUGAGUCGCCUGUAUAUUACUCCCGAUGGUUUCUUCUUCCGGGUUCACAUUCUAGUUGUGGAUACUUUAAACUGCAGUAAACCAUGCCCAGACUUUAAACUUGGCAGCAGGUACAUCGUGAUGGGCCGUGUCUACCACAAGAGACGGGAGCUGCCGGCGCGGCUGCUGCGCUUGCUGCGAGGACGCCUGCGCCCGGGGGACGGGCUGCUCCGGAGCAGCAGCAGCUACGUGAAAAGGUUCAACAGGAAGAGGAAUCACGACGUGCAGGGGGCUCAUGCUAAAUGUGGAUAAGGCUGCUGUGACCUCCUUUGGGCGCACAAGCACCAGGAGAGCCUGGUUUAGCAACAAGUAGUUCCACUUAAGCCUGGCACUGGUGGUGACGCUUGUUUUCGUGCUUUGGCAGUCACUAACUGGACGUUCCGAGUAGGUGCCUCCCUAUAUAUUGAGAAAUUCAGCACAAAGUAUAGAGAACCUUAACUCAUCAUGAAUCUUCUCUAGCUGUUUUCAGAACUGCAGGCUACUACUGCCUUCUGCGCUCCAAUGUCUUCCUAAUAAUCUGUAACAAAGUGAAAUUCUGGAGACACCGUUCUAGGUACAGAAGAACAAGCUGAAAUCUGAAAGCCUCAAUAUUGGAAAGUGUUAGAUAAUACAGUUUUAUCUGUACAGAGCACCAACUGCAUUUUCACACAACUCUGCUUAAAGCACUCUAUGCAUUUCAUUCCAAAUAAUCAUUCCUGUUGUUUUUGAUUUCUUCAGACACGUCAAUGGUUCUGAUGCAGCUUACACCACUUUUCAGAUGGAGCUCAAUUUUCACAUAAGGUACACAAAAUAGCUAUGCAAUUAUUCAAGCAUAUGAAUUCACUAACCAAAAGCAAAUCAAAUAGCUACAUAACACAAGUGCCCAAUUAGGCUCACAAGUAA